GCCAAAAAGCCUCCUCACAUUUUGCUUGUAGUAGCAGAUGACCUCGGCUGGAGUGACGUUGGAUUUCACGGUUCGAAAAUCCAAACGCCCAACAUUGACAAACUCGCUUCAGAAGGAGUAAUUCUUGACAACUACUAUGUUAUGCCGAUUUGUACCCCUACGAGAAGUGCUCUGGUCACAGGAAUGCAUCCAAUCCACACUGGUAAAUUCUCAAACUGUUACUCGUGUACUGUUACGUAAUACUUUCUAUACUGAAAUUUAAUCGGUAGGAACAUAAGAAAUUAAGUCUCUUGUUAAACGGUGGUACAUGACGAUUGUGCUCACUCGUAAUAACACAAUUUGGCAGGCAAGUCCAGACAAGCAUCUUUUUAAGCUACAUGAGGCGUUAAGUGUCCCUUAAGUGUUUCGCUCUGUCCAGUCCAAAUCUUUUCUUUUGAUCGCAGCCAAAACUUCAAAAUCAUGUCCAAAUGAACUGUAAAAGUGUUUGUGGUGAUAGUCCUGUUCUUCAGUGCUUCGAAUUUCUGUAUGACAUGUUGCAAAAACGAAGAAUUUAAUUAAAAUUAACUUUUAAUAUUCUAGUAUCUGUUUAAAUUACGGUCUCAUUAAACGGCGUUUAUCAUAGUCACAUCACAUAAACAACUUGAAGAGAACUAAGUUCAAUGAUUUUUUACAGUUAAGCAGUCGAUUAUUCAGAGAGCGAGCCUUUGAUUGAUCUCGCAGGAACUUGAGAGUUAGACUGCAUAUGGGUCUACAUUUAGUUUCUUUUCUUUUUUUUUUAAAGAGAUUGUAUCUGGAUUAUCUGCAUGCAAUUUCAAUAGGUUCGGUAGUGUGGACGUUUCAUUUUCUGCUUUGUACUGUAACAGGUCUUUUCUUUCUGAACGUAAAAAAAUCAGCAUAUUACACCAUUUCCAUGUUCCCAGCACUAAAGUUCGCCGGAUAGAACGAUUUGCAGAUUUCAAUUUUAGACUAUUUUGGCUUCCUCCAAGUUAAGCAGAGAACGGUUUUGAUUGCGAAAUAUAUAGAUCAGCGGCUUUUGAGUGUUUCCUUCGACUGAUUUAGUCUGAAGAAUAACCGCUUUUUGAAGCUAAUGUUUUUUUUCUCUUAGUAUUUUGUACUAAUAAGAGGUGCCUUUUUGACUUUGAUAACUUGACCCGCUUAAUACGGACACUUUGUAUGGCCUCUUCAGGGUCCGUAGUAAGGGGCUUUGACUGUAUAGGGCUUUGACUGGGAACGUUUGGGUGUUCUGGACAAGUGUUCGCUUAUUGAAGGUCGUCGCUUACUAGAGGUGGUCGCGCCAUAUAUAUAGCGGUACCAACUGAUUAUAGUCUGACUAUCCAAGAAAAGGAUUUGCAUUUCACUGACAGCCCAAAACAACUUAAAUUUAUAUCAUCUUCUUUUAAAGGUCUACAGCACUGGGUCCUCUUUCCACAGAGCCCAUAUGGCUUGCCUCUGAACUUCGCAACGUUACCCGAGAAGCUCAAGAAAUCAGGUUUGUCAACAAGGGCAAUCUUUGCUGACGUCACUGCUCACAUUCCUCUUUUUUAGUAAAAGGAUUUUGCAGAAAAGGCAACUUUCUAAAUAAGACUCAACUUCAGUAACCCAGAGCUUGUUAAGCUUAGUAACCCCAGUCUAAAAUAUUUAGCUCCUUGUGCGUAAUAAUUAUUAGGGUUUUAUCAGCCUUAAGAAAAGACAGAAUCUCUGGGUCGUAAAAACUAAUAACGAGCGCGAGGAAAAGUAUUCAGCAUUUAACUAAUAGGGCUGACAUUUUCGAAAAAGCCUUAAUUUAGCUAGGUCCUUUUACUAUUCAGAAAUGACAAUUUUUUUGUAACUGGAAAGUUGCCAAGGGAAUUCAAAUUCGGGUUUCCUUGUUGACCGUGAUUUCUCCUUCCACAGGUUAUGCCACACAUAUGAUCGGUAAAUGGCACCUGGGCUACCACAAGUGGGAAUACACCCCGACAUAUCGUGGUUUUGAUACAUUCUAUGGUUUUUAUAAUGGGUGGGGAGACCACUACUCUCAUGAAAUUGACAAUAUAUUGGACUUAAGAGACAACAAGGAAGCUGUUCGUGACCUCAACGGCACAUUCGCUACAUUUGCCUUCUCCAAGGUAAUAAUGAUCUUCCAGUUAACUCGGAUAAUUGCUUUCUCUGUAUCGAUCAAGGCAACCGCAUGUCCUUAAAUUGGAUCCUUGCUACUUAAGAACGGACAGACGGAAGAAUUCAUAGGAGGAUUAUGUCAAGAAGAGCAAUAGCAAGUGGGAAAGACAAAAUUUUAAAUAAGGCUCAGUCGGCGAAUUGCCAUGAUGACUAUUAGGAGACAGUCUUAGAAGGAAGAGAUAGGAGUAGCAACAACCUGGGGCAAUGAAAGACUUUUAACCUAUUUCGUACCCUCAAUUUACAGUUACAGUUUCUCUGACUUUUCCCUCUGAAUGAUAUAUUGCAAUUAUACUCUUUUUUUACCUCAGAGAGCGAAUAAGGUGAUCAAAGCACAUAACUCCUCCACUCCUUUGUUUUUAUACAUGGCAUUCCAAAAUGUUCACGCUCCACUCCAAGCUCCCAAACAUUAUUCUGACAAGUACAGCUUUAUUAAGAAUGAAAAACGUAGGAUGUUUGCAGGUAUGGUGGAUAUUAUGGAUGAAGCCAUCGGCAACAUUACUCAGGCAAUGAGGGAUGCAGGGUAUGUAACCCGGCGAUACCCUUAGGAAUUUGCAAUACUUCUUCCAUCCGCCAGAGAUUUUUCAUUCGCGGUUUCGGGUUUUAGCCAAGUCUUCAUGGUGACCCGCGCCGCUCGAAAGACGUGUCGACCUUCGGCCGAUCUUAAAGCAUCUUCACCGCACUCAAUCGCCGUACGCAAGAAAAAACCCCUGGUACCCAGAGUACAUUCUAAUUAGCUAUAAAUCAGCUAUUUUCAUGUUAAUUGACCUCCAAGCCCCGUUUUGCAGUAUCUCUUUUGUAUUUUGCUCUUUGUGACGAGGCUUGGGGCCAAUUAACAUAAACGAGCAAAGGGUGAGAUCUUUUAAUCCCUUCUUUUACGGACACCAAGUUGGCCCUCUUCAUCCAAAGAAAAUGACAUUCCAUGCAGGUAUGAUCUAGAGAAACUCCGAAAUUGAAAGGGAUGAUCUUGCAAACGCGACGUCGGACCGAAAAUGUGUGGAAUAAGAUGGUUCACAGCCUCCCAAACAAAAGGGCCGAAUAUGAUUUUAAUGAUGAUGAACAUAAAUAUAAAAGAAUAAUAAGUGGAGUGAAUAAGGCUCUGUUUUGAUAUUUCAGUUUGUGGGAGGACACCCUCAUGGUUUUCACUACUGACAAUGGAGGAUGGCAUGAUCACGGCGGAUUCAACUGGCCGCUUCGAGGGGAAAAGUUUACCUUAUGGGAAGGAGGGGUGAGAGGGGUAAGCUUUGUCCAUGGAAACAUGCUUGGUAGGAAAGGAGUGAAAUGUGAAGGCCUCAUGCAUGUUACAGACUGGUUUCCAACAUUGGUCAAUAUUGCAGGUAAACAUAGCUGUUCUGGUAUUUUAUGGGUUAUUUCUCAUGACGUUUCGAUACUUUUAACAAGGUUAAAGCGGAGGUUUGAUUAAUGAUGGCCUAAUUGCCAUUCUUCCUAGUACUUCUUUAAUUAUCACUGCACGAAAAAGUGGAUUUUCACAAAUUUACUCGGUGCAAAUAUAGUGCGAAAAAGUGCAAACUAGAGGGAAAUCAAAAGCAAAGAUGGUAAAUACCGCAUUUGCAUGCCAGUUUACAUCUUUGCCCUUUAUUUAACCUUAGGUUGCACUUUUUUGCACCAAAUUUGCACUGCGUACAUUUGGUUUAAACCAAAUUUUUUGUGCAGUGUAUUAUGAAUUACGAGCAAUUUAUUCUUUAGAUAAAUUUGUGGUUGUAUGCACUUAUCUUAGACGAGAUGACCAAUACGUCUCAAACGAAUUAUGCGUCGAGUUUAUAAAUGGAGAAAUUUUUGCACAUUGAAAAAAUGAGGACACAAGUCUCACUAAACAGAGGCUCACCCGAUUCUGAAACGCCAAAUGCAACCCAUUAUUUUCGUAUUUUGCGAUAAUUUUUAAGGCGUAAAACUGUGCCCAAUUAUGACCUAUGAAUUUCUCGCUCUACUCCAGGUGGUACUAUUGAUCAUGCGCAGGCACCUCUGGAUGGUGUGAAUGUGUGGAACACCAUUUCUAAAGGAAAAUCAUCACCUAGGAAGGAGAUACUACUCAAUAUUGAUUUAAAACAUAAACAAGAGAGCGAUGAAUUAUCGGCCAUCACUUAUUACGAAGGCAUUGCUUUGCGAUCAGGUGAAAUGAAGCUUCUUAUGACUGUGCCUAAUUCGUCUUGGUAUAAGCCUCCUGAGCUUGAAGGAAACCCAGACCACAAACAUUACAUUGAUUGGUCACAAGGAGGAAUAAAGGUAUGGGUAAAUAAUAUGCAACUAUCCCCCGAAGGGGAGUUGGAUAGUGGUGGUGGAAAUAUGCCGAGGCACGAAGCGUCGAGGUAGCGCUGUUCGUCGACCCUGAAGGGGAUAGUUGUUUUAGUAUUUACCAAAUCAGUUGGAUAAAAAUGAAAAAAGUAACUUUUUGUAAAUUAAAAUCGUCACUUAAUAGGAACUUUGUUUACAAUUUACAAACAUUUCGGGAAUUUUGUCAAGUGCAUUUUUACGAUUUUGUUGCAGAUUCAGCAUGAAAAUAAUUUUAUAACUACAAGUAAACAAUGACAAGCCAAAGUUCGUCUCUUUCCUGGUAUUUCUUUGUUCGACUACUUCAUUUGUCGCUCAAACUUCCUCUUUCGAAAAUGUCUCGAAACGAGACGCCCUCUUGGCUCCGGUCGAAACAGUGAAUAGCUAAGGAUAUUUCGAGUCACGAGAGCCAAUCAAAACGCGCGAAAAUUGCUAUUCACUGAUUAGGUAAAAAUUAAUACCAGUUAAAUCUAUAUCAUACUAUCAGUUUAUGUUCACACUAUACCGGGUAGCUUUUUGUGGCGGCACGAAAAGCUAUAAGGUAUAUUGAUCCUAUCAACUUUAAACUAGUAAGCACAUUUAAGUGUCUUUUUUCAUCGAUAAAUCGUUCAAGUGCCAUAGGAUAGAAACUUCUCCGGUCCAAGAUGCCACCUCCGAAAUCCGAAAUCGAGUUUGAGUCUAAAAUAAAAUAAAUCGUUGGGCCGUUUCUCUCUUUCUAAGGGCCUACUGUUGCUCCUAGAUCGGAUUUAGAUGCCAAAGGCUCUGACUUUUUUUCAAAAGAAUCUGAUAUGUCAGUAAGUUUAUAGAAUCGUUAAAUGUUUUUGCCGCCUUUCAUAACUUACGAAAGAGAAUUAGAGUUCUUCUAAGCAUGAUCUAUGUAGAGCAUAUCCUAGCUAGCCCAUUUUUUGUAUUUACUAUAGAGUACUCCAAGUGUCACUCCAAGUACUUUAACGGUGGCUUUGUACAACAUUACCGCUGACCCAACAGAGCAUAUUGACCUUAGUGAAAAGCUUCCAGAAGUGGUGAAGAAAAUGAAAAACAGAGUGCAAUACUACAUGAAGGAAUCUGUACCUCCACUUAACAAACCUGAUGAUCCUAGAGCAACUGAAAAAGCUUUGGAAGAAGGUAUCUGGACUCCUUGGGAAGACUGAAAUUUCUCCUGAGGGCAGUAUUUUGAUUAGAGAUACGCCAGUCAGAGGAAACCUUAAUUUUAAGCUGUAAAAAAUCUUUUUCAUCGUUUUAGAUUAAGUGGAUUUCGAAUUUGUUGUGCUAGUUUAAGUUCCUCUCUUUCUAGGCUUUGAGUUGCAACUGUAAAAACAAAUAAAUAUCUAAUAAAUGAUAACAGGUUAAGCAAAUAAAUGAAUGAAUAAAGGAAUAAAUAGGACCGAGGGUUUAAAGUGGUUGACGUCCUUUGUGGUUUUCUGUGUACCCACCCCAGAUGGAGUUGGAAAGGGGUUUAAACGCGAAAACUAACAUGUGAACAGAAAGGAAAUGAGGAGGGGAGGUUGUGUCAAGAGAGAAGGAGCUCAUUCUCUCUUGGUUGUGUACAUCCGUUUCCACGUUGUUCGAUGUGAAAAAUUUGAGAGCUGCCUCUCGUCUUUGCGAAGCGAACUAAAAACCCUCCACAUAUUUUGCUUGUGGUAGCCGAUGAUCUCGGUUGGAGCAAUGUUGGAUUUCAUGACUCAAAAAUCAAAACACCGAAUAUCGACAAACUUGCUUCAGAAGGAGUCAUCCUUGACAUAUAUAAGACACUUAAAUGAACAUAAAAUUUGUAUAUAAAAUAGGCAUCCCAAUUUGCAAAUCACUGAAAAAAGUUAAAAAUUCGUCACAAACUCAAUAGAAGUCAUAAAAGAUAUUUCCACCCUAAAACGAACAAACAAAAAAAACAAACUUACGCAGUUUUGUUACGAGUAAGAUUAAUUACAGGAAUUAAAGGAGACGUCACUCUUGCCAAGCAUAAAUCAAGUCACAAACAAUUCUUCCAACCUGAAUUUCUGAAAAAAGUUUGCGUUGCGGGGGCUUGCGGACAGAUAAACGGAUGUAGUAACACUUUCCUUGAGCAAUUUCUUUAGGUCGGCUGCGGCAUGAGGGCAAGAAGGAGCUUGAAUUGUGUACCUAAGUUCUUCAGUUUCACACUUUAUUUUGCUUAUUUUUCACUUUGCUCGGUUACCUUUGUUCUUUUUAGUGGAAUAUAUUACAUAACCCCUGAUCAUUAUUCACUGUCUGAAAAGUUCAUGAAAGUUGGUGAUGGCUUUGAUUGUAACAGGGGAGUGUGGGGCUCAAACAAUAGCUGAUAACAAUCACAAAACAAUGCAAUAUAUAUUCCUCUACUCAUAUUUCCCUUCUCAAAAAAAAAAAGACGUGUAACCUUCCCAGUGAAACAACACAAGUCAGAUUUUGAACAACGAUUUAAUAAACUUGCCACAUUGUUUGGACUUCAUUUGCUUCGUCUGCAUUUGUCAUAGCACAAUGUCUUUCAGAAGAGAAACCUGUGUCACCAGCCGCGUUCGCGUUAUUUUCAAACAAAUAUGACACAACAACUCCAACUCGAACGUUUAACUGUGACUCGUCGGACGUCUAAUAUAAAAAUCUGUCGAGAUUGAUGGUCCAAAAGGGCCUCCAAAACUGCUCUGCCUUAACGUUAAGAAUACUUUUCUUCCUUUCUGAUAAAACUACUGUUUGACUACUCCGCAUGAAUUGACCAAUUUCCAUAUUUUAGAAUUCAGCCUCAACAAUUCGAGGCUCUUGGGAAUAAUCAUCUUUAGAAAAUAGACCAUUCUUGAUAUAUUAAAAUUCAUACUUGGCUGCGAGGCUUGGAGGAAUAAAAUUGAGGUUCAGCAAUGAACAAUACUUUUCUUUUGUUUUAUUCCCCCCCAAGCUUCGCAGACCAGUAUGAAUUUUAAUAUAUCGGAAUUGGUCGAUUAAAUAGUUUAUUAUUUACUGUCUGGGGUAUGUAAUAUGUUCGAGGGCGAUACCAGGUAAAUAUAUAUAUCACAUACACCCUCGUUCCAGAUAAAUAACCCUUACAUCACCACAACAUGAAUUAUUAACGCCUGCUCUUUUGACUGUUUUUCUUCUGCUUUUCUGAAUAAACACGCUUUAAGAGAACAAAACGUCAACCAACAGAAGCAGAAGUACAAUACUGCGUGGACAUAUUUUCACUUUCUCCAAAACACGCACUGGCGCGUGAAAAGGACAUCCCUCCUCCCCCCUCCCCACCACGUUGGGGGUUUCUGAGGCGUCCAGGUGGAAAAACAACUUGUUUCUAAAUUUUUUAUCAUUUAAUCGCUAUGACUCGGAUGUCACAUUAACGUAAAUCGUUCUCAAUUUUGUGACAGUUGGACAGUUUGGAACAUAGUUCGCUAGAAAAUGGGCAGAAGAGAGCAAGAAGAGAGGCCGCCGCAGGAUUUUGUCAACCAUAGACACCUCUGUUCGUAAACCGCCUCAAUUUCUUCAUUUAAAAAUCUCGAGGGUAAAUCUAAAAGUUUUCGAUUUCUGGGCAUUGGGAAGCGGACACCUUGGCGGGAGUGCCCCUUCAGCGUGCUCUUGUUAAAGUCAGAUUUCUCUAGUUUCAUUUAAGUAGAGAAAUACUAUUUGUACGUACCAUCUAACAGACAUUGAUCUGAAUAAAGUCGUUAAGUUCAAACAUUGUGGGAAAUAUCCUCGUUUCGCUUUUGGCUGCCUUGUCAUACAUGUAUCUUCUUCAAAACGCCCCAAAUGUAGUCUCAGACAGCCUAAUCCCUCCCAUCCUCGGAGACCCGGGGGCAGUCAGUCGGGUCGGGAGAAAAGGCGGGACGAAAGUUUUCAAGUACGGGCAAAAGAGCCCCUGGGUACCGACUCUCACCGAGCUAUUUCUAAAAAUUCAAGCGGAUGCCGGCUCCUGAUUGGGCACAAAAAGUGCUUGUAUUAUUGUGCCCAAUCGGCGAACAGUUUGUCCUGAGUUCCCCUUUUCAGCAUCAAAUUUCUUCUUGCACUAUCAAUGUUUUGUACAAAAGAGUGGUCAGGAGAAUUAAGGACAUGAUCACACAAGAUGAAUUUGCUUGAUAUUUUAUCAACUCCUUCCCACUACUUCUACAGAGCAUGAAUAGGCGCGACAAAUGAAAAUUUUAAUUUUGAUCUUAGGGUUGGAAGGGUUAAAUAUAAACCUAAAGCCGACUAAGAAUCGUACUUAUUGGAGCAGCAACAACAGACUAGGAAGAAACGACAGAACAAAGAAAUUUAUUAUAUAUAGGUCAAAGCGAACUUUGGGUAAACAAUUUCUACCACAUAAAUACGUUUGUUCAAGAAAACCUACGCUUUUACAGGUGUAAUAUGCCAGUUUUUAAGCUAAAUAGACCUCUUUUUCUUUCAGUUAACUCACAUUCUCAAAAAAAUAAAAUAAAACAAAACAAAACACCGGAGACGAAAUUAAUGUCAUCCCUAUUGGCAAGUAUCAUCAAUGCAUAUGCAUUCUUAUUUGUUUUACUCACAGACCAAUGGGAGCAAUGUGCAACUCGCACAGUACAACAUUACUGCUGACCCAGAAGAACGCCACAAUCUCAACAGGAAACUUCCAGAAGAAUUAAAGUCAUUGCUAGCAAGAGUGCGCUACCACAUGGAAGGUGUGGUUCCUCCACCAGCUCAUACGUUUGACCCUAAGGCCCAUGCAAAAGCAGUAAAGGAGGGUGUCUGGUGUCCUUAG
This is a messenger RNA of Porites evermanni, 9121 nucleotides long. NCBI's taxonomy places the organism in Eukaryota, Metazoa, Cnidaria, Anthozoa, Scleractinia, Poritidae. The record is from the annotation of a GenBank genome assembly.